CAUCUUCGAAGACGCUUCUUUGAUUUUUGAGGACAUGCAUUCCUUCGCCAACAUUAUGGAUCUUGAAGACCUACAGGUUCCUACGUUUUCUCAGACAACAAGACAAAACUUUCUCAGUGGAUCAGAUCCAAGUAGACAUUGUCGUGUCGUUGUUGGUAAUCUCCAUCCAGCUCUUACUGAAUCCGGUCUUAAGGAAUUUUUCACUAUUGCUGGUCCCGUUAAGAGAUGCAAUGUUAUUCACAAUGAUAAGUCACAUGGUUAUGUUGUCUUUGAGAAUCAUCAAUCAGCAAUCAUUGCUAUUGGAGUUCUGAAUGGAGCUUCUUUGUUAGGUAAGAGCUUAAUAGUUAGCUGGCCACAACCUACAAAUCCGCAGGAGGGCCAAACAACCAGCUACUACUAUGUUACUGUCGGUGAGCUUAUGCCAGAGAUUACUGGCGAUGUGUUAUAUGCGUACUUCUCUGUUUACGACAGUUGUGUUGAGGCAAAGGUCCUUAUGGAUGCAAACUCUCAGCCAUUGGGUGCUGCUUUGGUUUCUUUCCGUAGCCAACAGCAUGCUUAUAGGGCAGCACAUGAAUUGAACGGUACAUUGCUCGAGGGUAGACAAAUUCUCUGCGCUUUGGAUCAAUCGACUGCUGCACCAUGCAGCGCUGCUCAUUCUUACAAUAUACACCAUUUUUCCGGAUUAUCUUCACCUGAACUACCAGUAACACCAUUCAAUGUCGAAGAUGAGGAACAAAUGGAUCCACAGUUCAGCCUUAUACAUGUUUCCAAACUUAAUCCCGGCGUCACAGAAAAGCUCCUGUGGACCUUCUUCAACGAUCUUGGUGCCGGAAUGAUCGAAAGCUGUCAGGUUGUGCAGGGCAUGAACUGCGCGUUCGUAAGGUACAGCAGUCAGUACGAAGCAGCGGUAGCUAUUCUGAAAGGAUGCUGCGGAAGGUUCUUCGGGGCAACAAUCAAGUGUCAAUGGUUUGAGAGGCCUACUCCGACACUGCGUCGGAGAGGCCUGGUGCCCCCCGAGCUCACAGCGAUGUUAGCAUCAGCACGAGUGCGUGCACAUCGCCUUUUGAAGGCUCACCUUCGGCAAGCCGGACACUGAACUCGUCGUUGUCGUCGACAGCAGGUCAGGUAAUGUGGUGUACACACUAAAAUUAAUUGGGCCCGGUAUUAGUACAGCCUGAGUCCUAAGGUUGGCGACACAGCAGAAGAUCCACAGCAAUGAGUUAUCAUACAGACCUUCAAUGACUUAGCCGGCAAAAACACUUGAGGUUCGAGAUUCAUCGGAAGGUCCAGAUCACCGAGUGGACCUGCGAUCCCAACUAACCCAAUGACCCAGCUGGCGAAAGCCCUCAAGAUUCGUAGCCCAGCCAAAGGUUCAGAUCAGCGAGUGAGCCUACGGAUCCGACUAAUCCAAUGAUCCAACUGGCGGAAAUCCUCGAGAUUUGCGGCCCAAUAAAGUUAGAUCAGCGAGUGGGCUGUAGACCCAACUAGCCCAAUGAUCUAGCUUGCAGCUGGUGCUCAAUCAAUGGAUGAAAGAUGAUAGAAAUGAAAGUUGUUGAAGGAAAAUUAAGGAUAAAAUUUUAUCCAAAAGAAAUUCAAAAAAUAACAACAUUUAUAGAAGAAAAUCAAGAAGCAGAAAGAGACGCCAUUCAAAUUCAUCAAUCCUUAUUUUUCCUAAUUUUCUCUGCAUUAUUUUUGUGUA
This is a messenger RNA of Andrographis paniculata, 1699 nucleotides long. Its product is annotated as oligouridylate-binding protein 1-like. Gene Ontology annotation, cellular component: cytosol. The transcript has 13 exons. Gene Ontology annotation, molecular function: mRNA binding. The coding region runs from base 35 to 1096 and encodes 353 amino acids. The record is from RefSeq and is a predicted model, not a curated record. Lineage: Eukaryota; Viridiplantae; Streptophyta; Magnoliopsida; Lamiales; Acanthaceae.